AUGCGAGCGUUCUCGAUUGGAGAGAAGGAGGCCCUUGCUGUCUCCAACUUGCAGGAGCGAAUCUCCCCGGAGGUUACCGCCGCGCUGCGAGCUGAAGUGCGGCCGCGUGGAAUGAGACGCUGGCUCUCCCAUGAGAUCCUGGCGAAGAACUUGUUCAACCGGGGCUUCAGCUCUGGUACAGGCUGCUGGGACGCCUGGAACGAGCAAUUGACAAAUGGGUCAGAUGAUGCGCUGGACCCUUGGAAUGUUGUUGUGGCAUUCGAAGCGCGGACGCAAAAGGAGGUAGAAGCCAAGGAGGCUGAGGCAGCGGCCCGCGUUGCGGAGGCCACAUUGGAGCACUUGAAGGUGAAGCUGAACAAGGACCUGGAGGUGCUACGCGCGCGCGUUUCAACCCCAGAGCACGAAGCGCACGAAGCGUUGAAGGACCAGGCUUACUUGAGGGACAGGAACGGGCAACAGUGGACCCGCGAUUGGUUGGAAACUCAUUGCAAGCUGAUCCCAGUCGACCAGAGCAUGAAUUCUGCAAUGCCCGAAAUUGGACGUUUCCUUAGCAGGGAUGGGCUGGCCAGCGGUGGGCUGGACAUUUUGACUAACACCUCGGUCACGUACAGCAAGCCAAACUCUGCAGGGAACGACAAACGCAAGCUUGCGCAGCAAGCCCUUUUCCUCACCACAGCCAACACGCAGAGCGAGAAUGUUUGGACCGCUUCCAGCGCAUGGGUUUCCCAGACACUGGGGCCUGUGCCCUUGAUCAAGAUUUCGGACAUGAUCGGCUAUGACAGCGACGUUCGCCCAACCCCUGGAGCUCGAACCGAACAGAUGAAGGGUGUGCCAGCUUUCAAUGAGAUCCUGAAGCAGAUUCUGCAAGAUGUAGAUGUGCUGGAGCAUGACAGGGUUGUGGUCCUGGAUGUGGUGCCAAACAAGUAUUGUGAAAUGGGGCGGGCUGUGGUGCAGCGCCUUCUUGUCGACAAGGUCCGAAAGCCUGUCGUGAAGUAUUGUGGGCUGCUGUUUGACAAGGAUGGCCAAGAUGCAACUACUAUGAUUGAGCAACAGGUCUAUGACCUUUGGGAUUCAAGUGGUGACGCUCCGCCGAAACGAAGGGAGCAUGAGGAAUUGCCUGCCCCUUCCUUGGAUGUUCUGUCUUGGUCGAACGGAGUAUGCCGAUUCCCGGACAGCUUGUUUGACAGGUUUGUGGCUGGCACAGCGCAGUACCAAGAGCUGAAAGCGUUCAAAGACGAGGUUGUGGCCCUCUAUCCUGAUGCAGCCAGCACUUCAGCUGUCGCUGGAAGCGGACCGCUUGCUGUUCCACGAGCGGGGGGGCGACCGGACUAUUCCAUUGAAGGGGGGAUGCGUCCUGUUGAUUUCACCCGAGAUGUUGACCCUCCAAUCAUCCGCGCGUCUGAUUUCCAUCAUACAAGGCCCGGAAUUGUGUUUUGUAGGUGA
This is a messenger RNA of Durusdinium trenchii, 1443 nucleotides long. NCBI's taxonomy places the organism in Eukaryota, Dinophyceae, Suessiales, Symbiodiniaceae. The record is from the annotation of a GenBank genome assembly.